Schistosoma spindalis is the source of this 1713-nucleotide messenger RNA. The record is from the annotation of a GenBank genome assembly. Lineage: Eukaryota; Metazoa; Platyhelminthes; Trematoda; Strigeidida; Schistosomatidae.
GUUAAUAUUGUUCUAUUUGGUCGUCAUGUUAAAUUACAAAUUCUUCAAUUGUCAACACGAUUGUGAUCAAGUUGAUAUGAUGAAAGAAAGAAAACUUGUAUUUAAAAGUGAUACAUAUGAAUAUUCAAAUCAUUAUUACUAUUUUCAGACCAUUCGCCUAAAUCAAACUAGUCCAGUUCUUAAUGAGAAAUUUGAGAGACUGGUUUCUGGUAAGUCAGUUAUCUCACAAUCCCGAUUUACAUUCUACGGUGCUGACGUUAAUAAACUCUAUAUAAACAUGUUUGGUUUAAUAAGAAUGUACGGAUCAUGGAACUUAGGAACAAUUAGCAAUCAUAUGGAUGGUGAAAUUCAAAUUGGAUGUGAGAUUUUAGAUAAGCGUCUUGUGUACAAUGUGACCACUCUAACAUAUCCGAAUGGGAAGAUAUCAUUCUAUUAUGAGAACAUUCCUGAGGAAAUUGGCGAAAUUCCCCUGAAAUCGAGCUUUUCCGGAUCAAUUCAGUGUGAAAAAGGAGGUCAGAGAUUCGUUCAAAUAAAUGUUCCGGAGGAAUGGAUCAAAAGCGGAACGUUGGUUGAGCAUGAAGUUUCUGGGGAUUGUCCAAAACACAAUUCUAUUGAAGCAUGUGAAGACGCAACAACAUCAAAUACAAAGUGCAUGUGGUGUGAAAAAGCGAAUAUGUGUAUUAAUAGUAAUGAUAAGGAUAUGCAUGAGUUCAAAGUAAAUGGUUGCCAGAAUAAAGUGAGUAAUUGGUAAACUCCACAGGUUGCUUUCAAUACUACCAUAUUCUACAUCAUAAAUCUAUUUACUAGGAAGAACAUUUUAUUGCUACGGAUAAGUAAUGAUUUGUAUUGUUCCCUCAGUUCACAAAUCAAACCAUUGUAUACAUUGACGAUAUUUAAUCAGAUAUGAGUCCAAUGUUUUGUUUUCAUAUGGACAUUCAACAAUCAAUAAUAACGUUGUUUAACACUUAUGCCUGGAAACAUGUUAUUUUUCAGCUCAUAGAAUGUGUAGUGACUCUCGAUGUCCAAUAUGAAGCCGUCUAUCUGUGUGACAUGUUAUGAAAUAUUAAUGAAAUCAGUUUGGAUGAUGAAGCGUAAUAUGUUGAAAAUUCUGCAUAAUUUUUGGAUACAUAGUAAAAGUUCUGUCAUCAAUCCUAACAAUAGUGUAUAAUGAACGUUGAACUAUUUGAUUAUUAUUUCGUGUUUAGUAAUAUUGACACCAUUUUUUCUACAGAACAGUUUGAAUGUCAACCUUUGGAAUAAACCAACACUUGUUGAACGCGGCAGAACAACUACAGGAAAUGAAUUGAAGAAAGCUACUCAAUACACUGGAUCCCGUUCGGUAAAUAUUUGAUAUCUAGUAAUUAUUAUACUGUUUCGUAUUUUUCCAGAAUAUGACUUCAGAAGUAGCAGAAGAGAAAAACCACAAGACGUUACACUAUUCCCCAUACAUUAUCAUACCUUUAGUUGUCUUGUUCUUCGUUGUGUUCAUUACCUGUGUCAUGUGGAUAUGGUUUCACAGAAAAAGAUGUAAUCCAUGAUCCAACUAAACAUGUUUGGUCUUAAUUUUAUCAUGCUGACUUUGUUAUUUUCACUUCGUAUUUUAUUAAGGACACUUUUUAUUUUGUUAAUCAUUUCAACAAAUCGGAAUUUUUUCAUGAAACUACAUCUCACGUAAUAACUGUUGAUAAAAUAUGGUUUUUUUGUAUCUCCGUA